AUGUCGCAAGCUACCAAUCCCUUCGUUGCCGCCUCUCUCCCCCCUGGUCGCGACCACGGCAACAUUAGGGAAAUGUACAACGGCCGGAUCAUCUGUAUUCAGCACGGCUUCAGUACGUGCGACACGUGCGAUGUGGACUAUAGCUUCCUAGAUGAUAUCAUCCCUGCCGACAAGGGUGAAGAGGACGAGCUCUUCAUGAUCCGCGGCGGCUUUUCAUCCGACCUCAAUGACGACCCUUUCACAGAUUCCGAGUUUGAUUGGAUGUCUGGAGCCGGCAGUGAUUCUGAAGAGGAUGACUCUUUCGCAGAAUUCGGCAGUGAUUCUGAAGAGGAUGACUCUUUCGCAGGUUUCGAUAUUGAUUCUCUUCAAGGUCGAAAUGACCCUUUCACAGAACCGGAGCAUGAUCGGAUGCCCGAAGCCGACCCUCAGGAUGACCCUUUCGCAGAAUCCGAGCUUGAUUCUCCUCAAGCUGGGGCUGGAUCCGAUCCCCAGACCCAACACCUGGAGCCGAGAGCCGGGACUGGCCGUGUAUUCCCAUUAGCCUUCCAAUCCCCCGUGGCCCAUCCUUUUGAAUUGGUGAGACCUGAAAAUCACUCCGCGCUGAGCGGAGCAACUCGUUACAUCCACCGUGACAACGCCUCAACGGCCUUUGUCAUAGUUAGUGGCUCGUGUCUAAACAACGGCACAGCUCAUGCCAGGGGAGGUUGGGGCAUCGCCUUUGGCCCUGGGGAAAACUCGGCCGGCGGCGCCGUGGAGGCAUGCAACCCCUUCACCGGCGGGUUCAUCAAGCCAACCAGCAACCGGGUCAAGCUGCGCGCCUUCAUCGCGGGAGUCCGCGCGUGUAGCUGGGCCGAGGAGGGCUUCAACAAUGUCAUCAUCAUCACGGACUCGAAGUACCUCUUGGACGUCGGUACAGUUCGCGCCAGGGCCUGGGGACCGGAAACAGGAUUCGUGCCCAACCAGGACCUGUGGCGAUUGCUGCUGGGCGAGGUGGAGCGCCAGGAUGAGCUGGGAGUGUCUAUCCAUCUGUGGCAGUGCAGCGGUAGUGACGUGUAUGGGCUUGUCAACACGAUUGCCGGCGAGGCCAGCAGGGUUAGCCUGAACCCGACCCAAUGGGCGGCCGGGCAAGCUAUGAUGGUAGCUAAUGGUCAAAGAAAAAGGAGGAAGAAGAAGAAGAAGAAGAAGAAGAAGAAGACCGAACGGCGAUGGGUGCAGAGAGAAGCUGCAAGCCUUGCUAGAUACUGGGACUGA
This is a messenger RNA of Clonostachys byssicola, 1251 nucleotides long. The record is from the annotation of a GenBank genome assembly. NCBI's taxonomy places the organism in Eukaryota, Fungi, Ascomycota, Sordariomycetes, Hypocreales, Bionectriaceae.